AUGGCGUUACAGAGGCAACUCCUGAAGAGAGUCGUCGAUAGAACUCACUACCGACCUGCGAUCUCCUUCCUCCGCUCUGAUUUCUCCACUUCUCCUUCUUUUGCCGAUGCUCCGCCGCAGAUUCCGCCGUUCGAUUACAAGCCACGGCCGUAUAAUGGUCCUUCCGCCGAUGAAGUUUUCCAGAAACGGAAGAAGUUUCUCGGACCUUCUCUUUUCCAUUUCUACCAAAAACCUCUUAACAUUGUUGAAGGGAAGAUGCAAUACUUGUUCGAUGAGACUGGUAGGCGAUAUCUAGAUGCGUUUGCUGGAAUAGUCACUGUCUCAUGUGGUCAUUGCCACCCCGAUAUACUAAAUGCGAUUACCGAACAGAGCAAGCUUCUUCAGCACGCGACGACAAUAUACUUGCAUCACGCCAUAGGCGAUUUCGCUGAAGCAUUAGCUGCUAAAAUGCCUGGAAAUCUAAAGGUUGUGUAUUUUCUAAAUUCUGGCUCGGAAGCUAAUGAGCUAGCGAUGAUGAUGGCUAGACUUUACACUGGUAGCCUUGAGAUGAUUUCAUUGAGAAAUGCUUAUCAUGGUGGAAGUUCUAAUACUAUUGGACUAACAGCUCUUAACACAUGGAAGUACCCAUUACCACAGGGGGAAAUCCAUCACGUCGUAAAUCCAGAUCCAUACCGUGGAGUAUUUGGGUCUGAUGGUUCUCUAUAUGCUAAAGAUGUCCAAGACCACAUUGAGUACGGUACUUCUGGAAAAGUGGCUGGAUUUAUCGCAGAGACCAUCCAGGGGGUCGGAGGAGCUGUAGAAUUGGCUCCUGGUUACUUAAAGUCGGUUUAUGAAACUGUACGCAAAGCUGGUGGUGUAUGCAUCGCCGAUGAAGUCCAAACUGGAUUUGGCCGGACAGGAAGUCACUAUUGGGGUUUCCAGACUCAAGAUGUAGUUCCUGACAUAGUCACAAUGGCAAAGGGAAUUGGAAACGGUUUGCCACUAGGAGCUGUAGUGACUACAGCAGAAAUUGCUAGCGUUUUAGCUAGCAAGAUUCAGUUCAACACUUUUGGUGGAAACCCGGUUUGUUCAGCUGGUGGACUCGCUGUUUUAAACGUUAUCGACAGAGAGAAACGCCAGUCUCAUUGUGCUGAAGUUGGUUCACACCUUAUUCAACGUUUGAAAGAUCUGCAGAAAAGACAUGAUAUCAUUGGAGAUGUGAGAGGAAGAGGAUUAAUGGUUGGGAUCGACCUCGUGACUGACCGGAAAACCAAGGCACCAGCCAAGGCUGAAACAGCUGUCUUGUUCGAGCAACUUAGAGAACAUGGAAUUCUCGUUGGAAAAGGAGGACUUCAUGGGAACGUUUUCAGGAUAAAGCCACCGAUGUGUUUCACCAAAGACGAUGCAGAUUUCUUGGUAGAUGCAUUGGACUAUUCUAUGGCCAAGUUGUGA
Molecule: messenger RNA, 1431 nt
Organism: Arabis nemorensis
Lineage: Eukaryota; Viridiplantae; Streptophyta; Magnoliopsida; Brassicales; Brassicaceae
Source: the annotation of a GenBank genome assembly